This is a messenger RNA of Dromiciops gliroides (monito del monte), 3876 nucleotides long. It is a transcript of the gene ARHGEF15, whose product is annotated as Rho guanine nucleotide exchange factor 15. The coding region runs from base 84 to 2567 and encodes 827 amino acids. The record is from RefSeq and is a predicted model, not a curated record. The transcript is spliced from 16 exons. Lineage: Eukaryota; Metazoa; Chordata; Mammalia; Microbiotheria; Microbiotheriidae. Gene Ontology annotation, molecular function: guanyl-nucleotide exchange factor activity. Gene Ontology annotation, biological process: activation of GTPase activity.
CAGGAGGUGAUCAAGAGCGGAGGGGACUGCCGGGUGAUGCCUUCAGGACCGGGUCCUCCUACCCUUGUUAUAUUCAGACAAAGAUGUCAGCCUCAUCUCUUCCCCCAGCAACACCUCCAUCUCAGAAGCCUCCUAGAGUCAUUCGUCCCCACCCUCCUUCAAGACUCCGGACUAAUCCACCUUCAGGGUCAUUCUUCAAUGGGUCCUCUAGCCAGGCAGUAGCCACUCCCCCUACUUCUCAUGAUCCAUUAAUCUUAACCUCAUUCUUCCCACUGUGUGACUCUCUCCCCACCUCUACCAAGUCCCUAAUUCUUCCAUCCACACCAUCCCCCAAAUCUAGCUCCCUUUCUUUGGUUCCACCAGACUCUUCUUCCAGCUCCCCAAGUCCCCAGGCCCUGCGCCAUGGUCUCCCUAAGCUCCUUCCCCCAUUCCCAGCUCCCCGGAUCAAUUCCCCUGAACCUAUCAGUCCCUCUCAGUCAUCAUCUCCCAAAUUUCUGUCCCUGCCCCAUCACCCCUCAGAAUCUGGCACUGUCCGGAGACUAGCUGGGAGGUUUGAGGCAGGGUCCACAGGAGGGGCCCAAGUUGUGGAAGCCCCAGUUCCCUGUGUCCAGGGUGGAGUGGAUGAGAAUGGAGAGAAAGAAGACCAUCAUGAUAUUCUGGCAGGGAGUGGGCCCCAGGAGAAGGCAUGUCUGGAUACUCCUUUGUCCUGCCCGCCUCGUUGUCCCUGUCUCUGUCAUUUGGCACAUCCUGGAAUGGAACUUAAGUGGGUAUCUGCAGGGGACAGUGAGGAAGUCCCCCGUGCUCCUCACUGUCCCACCCGCUCUCUCUCCAGCCCCUCAAGUAACAAGAACACUUCUGUCAUUCUUACAUCCUAUCGAUCCACAGUGGAGCACAAACUUCUUCCCCCACUCACACCUCCCAAACCAGCUUGGGUCAAGAAGGAGGCCACCUGCUCUGAGCAUCCUCCAGAGACAGACCCCAACCUGCCCUCCAAAGAUGGGACUCACCCAGAGGACAGUCUGGAAGAAUGUCCAAAGACCCCAGUGAGCAGGGACCAAGAGCUAGAGGUUUUGAAUGAGCAGGAUUGGGGCCUGCCUCUGCAGGAUGAGCCCCUGUACCAGACAGCUGUGUUGGCUGAAGAGCUCUGGGGAGUUGGCAAGGAUGGGAAGCUCCUCCCAACAAGCCUUAGAGAACCCUCAGAACCUCGAAAUACAUUGUGGCAGGAGCUCCCUACAGUUCGGGAGAGUGGCCUCUUAAAGACCUUGAGCCCUCAGGAGAGGCGGAUGCAGGAGAGUCUAUUUGAGGUGGUGACAUCAGAGGCCUCCUACCUCCGCUCACUUCAACUACUGAUGGACACCUUUGUGCUAAGUGCUUCACUCCGAGAUACACUGACACCCCGAGACCACCAUACUCUGUUCUCUAAUGUGCAUCGUGUCCAGGGGGUCAGCGAGCGGUUUCUGGGGGUACUACUCUCCCGAGUAAGGAGCUCCCCUCACAUCAGUGACUUGUGUGAUGUGGUGCAUGCCCAUGCUGAGGGCCCCUUCUCCGUGUAUGUGGAUUAUGUGAGGAAUCAGCAGUAUCAGGAGGAGACAUACAGACGCUUGAUGGAGACAAACAUGCGAUUCUCAGCAGAACUGCAUCGGCUACAGAGCCUGCCCCAGUGCCAGAGGCUCCCCCUGCCUUCCUUCCUGCUGCUCCCCUUCCAGCGCAUCACCAGGCUCCGAAUGUUGCUUCAGAACAUUCUUCCUCAGACCGAGGAGGGCUCCAGCCGACGAGAGAAUGCCCAGAAAGCACUGGGGGCCAUAAGCAAGAUUAUUGAGCGAUGCAGUGCUGAAGUUGGGAGAAUGAAGCAGACGGAGGAGCUGAUCCGGCUCAGCCAGAGGUUGCGUUUCCACAAAGUCAAGGCCCUACCUCUGGUCUCCUGGUCCAGGCGUCUGGAGCUGCAAGGAGAGUUGAUGGAGCUGGGGAGUCGGAAGGGCAGGUCUCUCUUCAAUUCUCGCCCCCGACUCACUCCCCUCUGUCUCCUGCUCUUCAGUGACCUACUGCUCAUCACUCAGCCUAAGAGUGGGCAAAGGUUAUUUGUUCUGGAUUACGCCCACCGAUCCCUGGUUCAGGCCCAACCAGUUCCAGACCCUUCUGGUCCCCCGACUUUUCGCCUCUCACUACUCAGCAACCACCAGGGCUGCCCUACCCACCGGCUACUCCAAACCUCUUCUCUGUCUGACAUGCAGCGCUGGCUGGGGGCCUUCCCCACUCAGGGACCCAUUCCUUGUUCUCCAGAUACUAUCUAUGAGGAGUGGGAUUGCCCCCAGGCCCUGAGCAUAAGUUCUCAUGUAACUGUCAAGACAAAGGAUCUGAGCCUGGAGCCUGAGAAUCUUGUCAACAAGCUUCACAAAAGUCCAGAGGCUUGGCUGAAGAGUAUCCAUGGGUCAUAUGCUGCUCAGUUAGCAAGUGAGGUGACUGGUGAGCACACACGUCGGAAAAACCUACAACAGCAGAAGCAGUUAUUGCGAGAGGCUGGGAAGCAGCUGCAUACAACACCCACACUCUCCCUCUCUGGGUGCUAGCAGCAGCAGCCGGCACCAAGGUAGGUCCAUUGUGGAGAGGCUCACAACUCCCUCACUCCUGGAAUAGCCAAUAUGGGACUGACAUUCCUCUGAGAAGCCAAUGAAGAUGCACUCAUCUCAGGCCCCAACCAAUGAAAAUGAUAGUUCUCUGAAUUGGCAACCAAUGGGAGACAGAGACUCGAGUCAUAGGAGCCAAUCAAGAUGGAGAUAUAUGUCUCUUUUAUCUUACAAAAACUGGAAAACAAAGUCUCUUUAUUCCUAAUGCACUUACGGCUUGUGAGGACCCCCCAUUGUCCAAGAAGCCAUUUUCAUUCAGGAACUGGUGUGUAGAACUGGUGUACAGAGUGUUCAGAGAGGACUACAACCUCUGGUGUGAGCCCUUUUCGGGGCUACUCAUCCGCUUUGGGUGUCUACUGGGCACCACAACUUGUGGUUCCAAGAAGCUGUAGCAUACUCAGUAGCCACAUCCCGAUAGACCCUCUGGACAGAUGAGCUGAAUAAAUCAUCCUCUGCAUCAGGGACCAUCACCAGUUGUGCUGACAUUUGUCUUGCCGCUGGACUUCCGUGACUCUGGAAGAGAGAGUGAGUGUGCAAUGCUGUCUCACUUAAAUCCAAUGCACAUUUAAGUCAAGACAUCAUCCCAUGAUGUCACUGGUCCUUUUUAAAGGAAAGACAAACAGCUUACGGCUUAUGGGGACACUGCUGGCCAAGAAGCCAUUUUCCUUCAUGUUCAAACAGCCAGUGGGGAAUAAAAGCGCUAAUAUGGUAACCAGCUGAUGAGAAUGGAACUUCAACCAUUGAGUAAGAACCAUACCCUUACACAGAGCACACACUGUGCCUGGGAUGUCCCCUCCCAUCACUGUGUAUGUGUGUGGAUGUAUCUGUGUAGAGGAGAGACAUGAAUAUGGAGUGAAAACUAAGAAAACCAUGAUGUGUUCACUUUAAAACUCAGGUCGGGGAUCCCAGGGUUGAUUUGCCAAACCAUCUUUGACUAGUUGUCAAAGCCUUCCUCUCUUCCACUAGAUUUUUUUGUCCCCUUUCUCCUCAUUUCUGGAGUACAUCAUAAGUGGGUCUUGGAAGUGAAUGAUGCUAGGGUAGGAGUGUAGGACAGCUCAUGGGAAGGAUAUGAGAGGAGGAGAGUAGGUAUUUGGACUGAGAAAUAGAAGAAAUACAUCCGACUGAAGGUCAGGAGGUUCUGUCACUUAACCAGAUGUGUGACCAUGGACAAGUCAAUUAUCCUUUCUGAGACUGUUUCCUUACUUCAAUCAACAUAAAUUUACUAAGAGUUUCUUAUGUGCCAGGAACUGUG